This is a messenger RNA of Haplochromis burtoni (Burton's mouthbrooder), 3569 nucleotides long. RefSeq names its product transmembrane protein 200B (gene tmem200b). The record is from RefSeq and is a predicted model, not a curated record. The coding region runs from base 657 to 1892 and encodes 411 amino acids. NCBI's taxonomy places the organism in Eukaryota, Metazoa, Chordata, Actinopteri, Cichliformes, Cichlidae. The transcript has 2 exons.
UAAUGUGGACUCGGACUACAAAGGUUUAUCAAAGCGUUACAGAGUCCCAGGACUAUGCUUUCAUCUGUAGAUCAUUUGAUCCAAAAAUCUAAUCCAUCACCUGGUGAAGCUCUUAACUCGGUGCUGAGGUGUUUAAUCUGUAACAUCUCAUUUUUGGAUGGUAACCUUUGAAGUAUCCAGCACCUCUGUGAGCGCGCCCACGAGUCCAGGACAGCACAGAGAGGAGAGUGUUAGUGCAGCGUUAUAGGUGCACCCGAACGGCUCCCUGUGACUCACACCUCCGCUACUUGUUGAGGGACGCUGCUGCUGUCACACGAAGCACCCGUGCGCACCUUUAUUUUCAAAUCCGCGUGCAUGCGUGCGCGCGCGCGCAGCAGGGCUGCUUCCUGCUCACUCGGCGGUGCUGGUGCAUGGAGGCGGCUGGGCUGGGCUCUGCUCGGCUUGUGUCCGGCGGAGUUGACGGAGUCAGCGCGGUGUCCCUGCUGCGGAUAUGUGGGAACGGGUUUAGGGCUGGGCUCGAUUCAGCCCUUAACCUUAUUCGGAGUCAUGCGGACGUUGGGUGUCUUCAAACUACCACCGAGCUGCAACAGGAACUCCGAAAUCCAGCACUCUGACGGGUUGUGACUCAGACCAAGAGCUCUGGACUAAUCUGUGCCAUGAAGACCAAGAAGUCUCAAGCAGUUAGGCCAAGCUCACCUGCCUGCCAACCAAAGUCUCGCUUCACCUUACGAAGUAGAAAGAAGAAGGAGAGGUUGAUCCGAGGCAAGCUUCGCAUCCGCUCCAUGCCUGGAGCGUUCCUAGUGCUUGGCGUGGUUGUGGUGGUUGUUGGCACUGCUCUGGCUGUGGCAGGAUACUGGCCCUAUCAGAUAUCAAGGUCGUCCAUCCUGGGAGCUGCAGAUGGGGAAAGCGCCUCUGAAUCACAGACUUCCGGCUGGAGUCUGGGACCCAAGGGCUUCCUGUCCACAGCCAGUCUCAUUCACAGUGAGAGGAUGAAGCUGUUGGGACCAGUCAUCAUGGGGGUGGGUCUCUUCAUCCUCAUAUGUGCCAACACUGUCCUGUAUGAAAACAGGGACAGAGAGACUCAGAUGCUGCUGGCCCAGAUGCGCAGUGUUAUCUGCUCCGUGUCUGCGGCUGUGCCUUCAGCUGACCUUAAAGAAAUAGCAGCAGCCAAUUCGAUGGCCAAACACUACCAGUGGGUUAGCAGUCUACCAGCUGCCCAUCUCAACAUUCUCUGUCUGCAGCAGCUGGCCACCUCUGAGCCCCUGCUCCAGAGCAGAAGCACCGUAGACCAGGGGCACAGCAUGGAGGGUUUCUACCAGCAAGCUGUUCUUCCGAUGGAAGGCCUCCACCACCAGGAGUCAAAGCCUCCGUGUUCCGCCAAAGCUUCCCUCUCCAGCUCAUGCAAUUCCAGUCAGACUGACUUUAAUGCACAGCUGGGUGCUAAAUGUGAAGAGAGAGCCAGCUGCAGUUCACACACUGGCCCACUUGUUAAGACCAAUGUGUGCCUGGUAUCUGCAGGCUCCAUGUCCACCUUAGGGGUGGAUGAAGUUGAUGUCCCAGCUGCUCAACCAAGGCGCUGCCACAGUAUGAGCUACAGGACUAACCCUUACACAAAGCGAACUGGUAGGUGUAUGGAGAGAGAGCACAUUCAGGCAAAUCAGCUUGAAGUCACUCGUAUGGAGGCGAGCUCACAGGUUUGUGUAAACGUUCUUGGACAGGUUGCCGAUUCUGCAGAGCAGACUCACCAAAGCUGGCCUCGGCUAGAUCUGGGCAAUGGCAGACGAUACCUGAAACUGGAGAACAAAGAAGACUCGGUGGAAAAACUGCUGGACCAGUUGGAGCACCAGUGCUCUCAGGGGGAUACAAGUUUUGGAUCUGGGCCUUUCCAGUGAUGGCUGCAAACCCAGAAUGGAAUAAUUAUAUCUCGAUUUGAUUUCUGUGCAGGGCAGAGAAUAACCGAGCCCAGGAAUAUUUGGAGUACGGCAUUUCUAUGAGCUCUUUCCCAAGCUUCAGUGGAGUAUUGAUACACAGCGUUUGCUUGGCUGGAUGUGGCAGAUGUUUUCUAUCAUUCAAGGAGAUGAACAAUAUACAUCCCCUACACUGAUGCAGCUGAGUGGAUCACAGUGUUUACUUCUGCUGUUUGGGUUGGCAGCAUUGCAAUAAAUCAACUUGUAUGUUGCCAAAAUGUGUUUGCCUGUUUCUGGAACACAGCAUGCACACAGUAAAAGGAGAGAGAGCAGGAAGAGAGACUGUUUACACUGUGCAGUCAGUUCAGAACCAAACUACUCGGACUCCGGAGUCCAUAAAGAGAAAUGCAACCAGUGUAUGAACAUGGGACUUUUUUCCCUAUUCCAAAUGCAAUGCAUGACAGUGAUGUACAAUAUGCAAUAUGUUGCAUCUCAAUUCUUAUGCAAGUGAUGUCAUUGUUGGUUUUAUAUGCAUAAGUAGUAACAAAUGGUUAUUCUGAUUUAAAACAACUUGGAUCUUAUUCUCGUGUGUGUGUGUGUGUAGAUAGGUGUAUACCCAUUUUCCUACAGAAUUGGUCAUGAUAACAUUGUGCCAAACAUCAGAAGACCAGCAGUGGCAGCCUGUACUUCAUGUUUGCUGUUCUUGUGUGUUACAUUAAGCACAUCACUGAUAGCUUUAAAAUGGACCUUUAAUGUUAAAAAACUGCAGCAAAGAGCCAACACCCGAUCCUGCAGCUGAUGACUGUUGACUAAUUUUCUGUUAUUUUAGCUAUUCCAUAAAAUGCAAAACAUAACAUUUUAAUUACAUGUGUCUUCAUUAAGGUUUGAUGUCUCGUUAUUUACCUUUUAGAGCAGUUCACAAACAUUUAAUAGUGGUUUAUAACCCACGUUAAUCCACAUUAACAUUUAGCAAUGGCUGCUUGGGACUAUAAGAUAUUUGUUAAAUGAUUGUGUAUGAAAGCAAAGUGCUACUAAUUUAGUAACUAGUCUGUCUGAUCAUUUGGUUAGUGUUUUUGUCAUGACUAAAAAUGGUGACCUAUGACAAUAAGAUCCAAGUUAACAAAAAGAUUAUUGAAGGAAGAAUUGUUUGUUGUGCUUCUCCUGGUGAAUGCAGUAUCAUCUUGUAAUGAAUACAGGGAUGCCCCCUUCUUCUGGUGUCCAGUCGACUCUUUCAUAGUGUGCCCAGUAUUUAUGAGGAGGGUGACCAAGCCCCCACACACCUUCCACUCUCGUCACAUCAUCCUUUGAUCAAUGGACUGAAUGGAUUGUGCGGACAAGGCAACCCUGCGACUCCACUUAGAUUUAGUAAGGUUGCUGUUACUGCAUACAGCUGGGUGUGUGUCAUAGAGGAAGAAGACGAUGAAUUGCAGUCUCCUGGGCGCUCCUUAUGUGCAGAUGUGCAGGGGCCAUCGCUCCAUGUUCCUUUGAAUCAACACUACUCUGCUUUUCUUUUUGUCUGUGCUGCCUGUUCUGUAUGCCACAUGUAUCUACAUGCAUACCAAGCAAUAUGUGCAGAACAACCACUGACUGCCUUGCCCUGUGCUGGACACCAAAUUAUAUAACAUUACCAUUCCCGUGUUAUAAAUAUAAGGCAAAGCAAAA